AACAAAAAAAGUUCCAGAAUUCAUAAUCUUUGGUGCAGCAGCAAGGUGAAAACGCAAGGACGAACCCAAGCCGAUCUAGUUGGCGCCUGCUUGGAUCAAUACCGAUAAAAAAAAACCUAGUUGACUGUCUAGCUGACCUGGACUUUGGAUUGGAUUAGCGUCAAACAGUGUCGUGUGGUGGUGAACGCAGCAGCAGGUACGUGCCUACUACGAUGCAACAGCGCGUGUAGAAAACUCCCUCCCACGCAAGCGCAUUCGAUGACCUUAAUCGUACGUCGUCGAGUGUGUAAAUAGAGCACGAAUUCGACAUUAUUCAAUCCACCUAAAAAUAGCGUCACGCUUCCGGCACCCUUCCCGUCUACAAAUCGUUCAGAAACAUCCGUAAAAAAUGGCAUCGACGGAAAUCCAACAACAGCAGCCCCUCCCGGAACCAGCAACCGAAACGUCGUCGUCCAACGGCAAUGGCGUCAAGAGUCCGGAACCACCGCAGCGGCCCCGCAAGCUGUCCUUCGACGAGACCGACAUGGAACUGACCCGGCUGAAGCUGGGAGCGGCCGUGCGGAGAUUCCCGCUGUCCUGGGUGGUCGUCGCGUCCACGCUGUGUGUCACCGCCGGCCUACUUGUGCGCUACCUGCUGCCCUUCAAUUCCGAAUCGUACAAAACGGCCCUGUCCACCCUGGGCCAGUGGCGCCAGCUGGUCGCGGAACGUGCCACCGUAACGCUGGCCGCCAGCCACGAACAGCUCGAUUCGCUGCGGACGACGGUGGCCGGAAGCAGCCUGGUGGACCAGUUGCGGAACCCCUCGCAGGUGGUGUUCGCUUCCCUGUUGGGGCUCGGAGUGACCUGGUUCACGUACUUUGUGGUCUACCUGGACAGCAGCAUUCCGGGCGUUAAUCCGCCGACGCCGUUUUCCGCCAGCAAGAAGAAUCGGUUCUCGGAUAAGGAGCGCCGGUUCCAUUUGGGGUACAUUACGGCGCUGCUCAGCGGGCUGACGGUGUUUUUGAUUGUGCUGUUUGUGGAGUGAGAUUGCCAUUUUUCGCUAGUCGUUGGAAGGGAGGGGCUCGAAGAAACAUCCCAAACAAAAACUUAAGAACAUUCUCUAACUCCGGUUUUGUAAGUAGAAUCAAAAUCGCACAUCGGUUAUUUAUAUGCAAGCUCGAAUGUUUGGCUUAACAGCAGCAUCAGCAGAAUUUAAGAGUUUUAGUUUUAUUUUUAAGUUGAGUUUAUUGUAAAUAACCAGCGCAGCCAGAGAUGGAAGGAAAAGACUAACAUUUUGUUUUAUCUAUUGUAAAUCGUAGCGAGAAAGGUCGGCUUAUCCUUUCAAAAGGAUCUUUUAAGAAUGUAAUUUAUGUAAUUCUAAUUUUGGUACAAAUAUACGAUUGUUCCUGCAGUAAA
Molecule: messenger RNA, 1395 nt
Organism: Culex pipiens pallens (northern house mosquito)
Lineage: Eukaryota; Metazoa; Arthropoda; Insecta; Diptera; Culicidae
Exons: 2
Coding region: 389-1024 (211 amino acids)
Source: RefSeq, a predicted model, not a curated record